AAGAAGAUGCCAGCUGCGUUACAACCUCAUAGAAGAAGAGACAGCAGUAGUGUCGUGACUAGACCAAGGUUAUCCCGAAGAUACUGGAGGAUAAUAUGAACAGCAUUUGACAGAAACAGAGUGAUAUCCUGUCUUGAUCAAGAUGAGCGUCCCAUGUUUAUUGUCCCACAGACCCCGCUGCGCCAGCCAGCUGUGUUCCGCUGUCAGUCUGCUCUGCUUCGCCUCAAGGAGAAAUAUGUCCUCCAAGAGACAAGUGGACCAUCUAGAGAGAACAGCAAGUAACUCCAGGCAACAUGUUCUGUAUCCAGGUCAAGUAUGUGGAAUGAUGAACGAGUCAGAGACAGUAAGACGUUUGAGAAUAGCUGUCCAGCCAGACUUCAGCUUCAAAGCAGGACAGUGGGUGGAUUUCUUCAUCCCUGGUGUGGAGAAGGUUGGAGGUUUCUCCAUAUGUUCCAGCCCAGGUUUGCUGCAGAGGGAGGGCGUUAUUGAGCUGGCGGUCAAAUACAGCAAACACCCUCCAGCACACUGGGUCCACACCAUGUGUACAGCAGGCUCCCAUGUGGCCAUGCGUGUCGGCGGAGACUUCUUCUUCCACCCUUUGCCUUCUGAUCCUUCUGUGGAUUUGCUGCUGGUGGCCGGCGGCGUUGGGAUCAAUCCCCUGUACUCUAUUCUGCUUCACGCCACAGAUCUGCUCCAUCUUAACCGUGUAUCAGGUGGUCGGGACUACAACAUAGGGUCUGCUCACCUAUGCUACAGUGCCAAGAACACCCAGGAACUGCUGUUUAAGCACUCCAUCAUUGACGUGUGCCGGGAGUUUCCUGACAAGGUCUCUUGUAACUUCCACGUCACACAACAGAACACAGACGUCGAGCCACACAUCAAGCCAUUUGUCAACUGUGGGAGAAUCACAGAGGAGGAGCUGCGGGCUCACGUGGACCCACAGAGGACUUUGUGUUACUUGUGCGGGCCCCCACCCAUGAUCGAAGCAAUUUCAAAAACCCUCAGGGACCUCAGCCUCACAAAAGAGAGGAUCAUUUUUGAGAAGUGGUGGUAGAAUCUCCUGCAGGCCCCAGAGACCUACAGGGUUCUCCUCCUGGCUCUGUACUGCAUGGAAUGUAUGAGAAUGGAAUCAGCUGAAAUAUUUCACUGAUAUGGACACUGAGUCCGCAGAUACUUGAAGAAAUGUAUCCUGUGUCUGAUCUAUAAUAGGCAGACGGUACCACCCAGUCUUCAGCUGGUAGCUGACUCACAAAGACAGUGGAGACGUUUUACUUCUUAUUAUCUAAACAA
This is a messenger RNA of Monopterus albus (swamp eel), 1290 nucleotides long. RefSeq names its product oxidoreductase NAD-binding domain containing 1 (gene oxnad1). Gene Ontology annotation, cellular component: mitochondrion. Bases 143 to 1054 code for a protein of 303 amino acids. NCBI's taxonomy places the organism in Eukaryota, Metazoa, Chordata, Actinopteri, Synbranchiformes, Synbranchidae. The transcript is spliced from 8 exons. The record is from RefSeq and is a predicted model, not a curated record. Gene Ontology annotation, molecular function: oxidoreductase activity.